Molecule: messenger RNA, 5196 nt
Organism: Ceratitis capitata (Mediterranean fruit fly)
Lineage: Eukaryota; Metazoa; Arthropoda; Insecta; Diptera; Tephritidae
Exons: 6
Coding region: 74-3949 (1291 amino acids)
Molecular function (GO): protein binding
Source: RefSeq, a predicted model, not a curated record
AACUACAAACAAAUUAUAUAUUUCACAUAAAAUAUUCAAAAAAUAUUUUUCUAAUAAAUUUUCUCAAAACUUAAUGCAAACGUUGCGUUUCUGCCAAACACUUUGUUUGUGGCUCAUAAGCAUUUCUAUGACGCGCCAAGAUCUCUGCACUUAUUGCAAAUGUGUGCAUGGCCAAUAUCCCGACGAACCGAUUUGGAUUGAUGUGAGCAAACGUACUGAGAUUGCGGUGUUGGGACACUCAUGUGGACGGCAGGUGACGUACACAUGGAAAGCUGUUGGCGGUUCUGGUGAAAUUUUAGUUGAUCUUGGUACAACCGAAGUACCACGCGUCAAUUGGUUGCCGUUCGCUUAUUCGGUUAGACCCGACCAGCAAGGCAAAAGCAAUCGCAUUAUUGUGACCAAAAGUGAUGGCCGAACAACAGGACAAUGUGUAUGCCACAUUGACUUUGUGAACUUGGAGGUUUAUAGUCAUAUUGAUGGUGCGAGAAUUAUCUCGAUUGGCUCGGAUCAAACCGUGGAAUUAGACGGUUCCAGUAGCCGUGACUACAGUCAGCCAAAGGACAGGCAGAAAUACACAUUUGAGUGGCGAUGUGUGCCGGUAGAGAAUGAUAUGGAAAAUACCUAUUGCAAAGAAGGAAAUAUUAUGUCCACUAGCGCCAAAGUCAGCAUUGAUGGCCGACAACUCGCCGUCACAGGUCUCUACAAAGUGAUGCUGCGCACGAAAUCUCCCAUUACAGGCAAUACCGCCGGCGAUCACAUCUACAUACGUGUCGAGUUCGGCACAAAAAUACCGUUAUUGAUCAUGUGUUAUCGCAAUUGCUUAGAUUAUUACUAUAAUGAGGGUGAGAGCAUAUUCCUGCAUGUCGACUGCAUUGGCGGCUGCGGCAAGAAGCGAACCUUCUACUUUGAGAUCGACGACAAAUUCGUUACCUCGAAUCAUGAUGGCUUUUUACGAUUUAAGGCACCAAUGGCGGUCACAUUCAAGUUCAAUGUCACGCUCAUAGCUGAUGGCAUAGAUAGUGUGGCUAUAGCGCCUUUCUACCGCAACGAACCACCAGCAGGUGGCAGCUGUGCGGUGACACCCGAGAAGGGUGUACCAGGCGAUACGCUAUUCGAGGUUUCCUGCCGCAAUUGGACUGAUGAAAACUUGCCUAUAUACUAUGUGCUCAAAGCGGGCAAUUUACUCUACGAUCGCACUACCGACCCGAACUGGGAGGUUUAUGUACCACAAGUGACGGCGAUGAGCUUACGCAUCUGUGACAAUCGAGAUGCCUGCAGCAAUGCUGAAGUGCCACUCGAGUUGGAGGCUGUGGUCAUACCGAAAGGAUUGGAAAACGUCAAGGCGUACAUGGAGAACUACACAAAUAAUGUCGAGAAAUUGUUGGAAGGCGGUCAGUAUGCACGCGCUGUAGUCAAAGCAGCGCUGAUGAUGAAGGAUCAACCUUUGGAUGUCAUCAAAUAUGUGCUCAACGGCUUCCAGAACUUCAACGCUAACUCAGUACCGGAUGUCAGACAAUUGAGCACCAUGACCAGCCAGCUAAUUGAACCCAUGGGCAAUUUGACGAGCGAAAAGUUGGAUGUAAUCAAUGGGCUAUUGGACAAGAUAAGUCGCGGCUUUGGAGAGAUCAUAGGUAGCGAUGCGGUACGAGAAAUGUAUAAGGUAGAUGUGAAGGAUUUGUCCGAAGAAAUAGUUGGCAUAGUGUCGAAGCUCGUGUCGGCAACUGAGAGAUUUGUCGAUGUGCAAUCGCUGCUGUGGGAGUUCGAAGGAGGCAUGGUGUAUGUUGCGGAUGCGCGUGCAAAUGUGUCGCCUAAGUUUGGACAGCUCAUUGAAUUCUACGGCACUCACGAGCGGCUGAAUGAUACCAUCUUAACGCCAAUCAACAAAUGGUUGUAUGCCAUUUGCAGGUCCUUCGACCUGUUACAUGAUAUUGGUCUAGCCAGUAGCCUCAUUGUGCACAAGGGCGAUGAAGAGUUCAUUGUCGACAAAUUAAGCAUACAAAUGACUACGUCCGGUAUAAUAGACAACGCACCCCUGACCUUAGUCUCAGCUGACUACUUAACCACAGCGUUUCUGAGCAAACCCUUACUCCAGGAAAUGCAAAAGCAGCUGAAAGGCAGGGAAAUGAAGAUGCAAGUGGUCAGCUUUAGAGAGAACCCUUGCUGGUGGUACCCCACAGAACAUCCCAUCACCACUGCUGUAUUCUCUUUGAGUGUAUUCAGCGAAAAAGACUCAAAUUUACUGAUAAGCGAAAUCACAGCACCAUUGAAGCUCGAAAUGCUGCAACAACGUUGGCCUAAAGAGCCGCCAUUGAUACGAGGUCAGGUUUACGCAGUCGAUGAAAUGCCCAUCUAUCAGGUUCGCGCGCCAGAGGGCGCCGCCCUCAUCGUUAAUUUCACAUCCGUGGAUGAAGAUAUGGAUGUGAUUGUGCAGUGUGGUAAAUUGCCGAACGAGAAGGAAGUGCGCGAGUCAGGCGAGCGAGUGAUGUCGGGCGCUGUUAAAGGUGUUACGCGAUACGCGGCUGUAAAUAGUGGCGGUAAAGUUGAUUGGUGUUAUGUAGCCUUAAUAGCCGCAAGACAUGUAAUUUUAACAACCGAAGCACAUUACGCUUUUACUAUAGAAAUCCAGGAGUGUCUCUCUUGGAAUUUGAAUUUGGUCAGGCCAACUUGGCACAACAAGGGUUGCAUUACCUCAGUCGAUGUGGCAGGCGCUGAUAACAUCUCGUGUCUUUGCUAUCACAUGUCAAUAUUUUCCGGACGCUCAUACUACAGCACAGCCGAGGAAGUGGUGCGUGAGCGCACACUCAAGCAUAGCUUGGAUAUCAAUUGGUAUUUGAUCGCCUUUUAUAUACUACUAUUCUUGAUUUUCCUUUGGCUUUUGCUACGCACUUGUGAUGAUCUCUCGAAAAGUCACCAGCGACUGUACACCGAGUUGAAUGAGAACGAGCGUAAUGACAUAAGUCGCAUUGCACUGCACAUCACUACUGGUGGUCAGUGGACGGCGGCGAGCUCAGCCAAUAUACUGAUUACCCUACCGGCGGGUCAGACGUAUACGAUCACGCAGAAUCCCGAACGGCCGUUCCUAAAACCACACACCACCUGUGUGCUGGAGCUACCUAUACGCGCCAGCGAGCUCGAUGGUCCACUGCUAAUAAGCCAAGACAAAAAUGGCCGCUAUCCAUCGUGGUACUGUGACUCUAUAACUGUGGUGAAUUUGGCGAAUGGUGAGAAGCGCCAUUGCAGCGUACGAAAGUGGAUUGGGCGUACGCCGGUCAGUGUACUGCCAGACAAAGUGGAGCGCGAGCAACAAGUGCGUGAUAGUAGCGAUGUGAGCGAGCGUGAGGAUGAGGAUGAGGAUGAUGAUAAGGAGAUGCAAGCGCAAAGUAAGAGCGCCUUACGCGCCGAAAAAUGGCAAAAGUUUAAGACUGCCUAUCACGACAUAUUCAUGGCUUGGUUUCUCUUUCAACCACUCUUUGGCAGUUGGCAAUAUGGUGCGGUGGACGCUAAUCGUUCUGUGCGCAGUUGCAUUUGGAUUGCCAAGUUCGCUGUCCUACUGCUGUUGGUCUUCUUGUAUUUCGGUGAGACUAAUCUGAAUAAUUACGAAACUGAGCGAUUUGAAUAUGAGUUUUUGAUACGUCUCAUUGAUGGUCGUUUGGUGCUCUUUCUUUUUGGCUGUUAUUUCAUAACACUUGCGUUGGAGCUAUUGUUGCUUUUCAUUGUGUAUCCUGGCUUCUGGAAGAAUUGCUGCCAGCCAGAUAAGAUGAAGGAGAAGAAGGACAGUGAGAGGGAGAAAAAGGAAAAUUAUAAGAAACCAAAUACAACAAGCAAUCAUGAUGAACAAGGCAACACGACAAAGAAAAAUAAAUCUGAGGAAAAUGCAGAGGGUGUUGCGGGUCAAGGAAACAAAAGCACGGAGAGGAACCACAAUGAUGCGAUAGACUUUUUAAUGUAGUCAGCGAUAAAUGAGAGAUUCUGAGACUGUAAGAGAGGGAUUUUAUCUGCUAAAAGCCAUACCUGUCUUGAAAUCACCCGUAACGCCUCCAGCAAGAAUAGCCUCGAAGUGUGUCACACAAAUACCAAUUUUAUAUAAAAACCAAUUAGCAAAAUUACAAAAGAACACACGUGAAUGAAAGCCAACAGCACUUUGUGACUCAAGCAUUAAGAUGUCGACGACAGAAGGCUGAGCAUAAAGGACGUUAAUAACAUUUAGCCAAAAAUCAAAGAAAACAGCAACAAUCGGCAAUGAAAGACAAACAAUAGAGACUAGUAAAUGCACGUGCAAAUACGUGAUUUUUGCUCUUGGCUUGUACAAAGAAAAUAAUUUCUAUAAAAAUAUUAUUCUCGGGGAAUAUAAGGAAUUUCAUUAGUAAUUGAGGCAGCAGCAUUGAACACCGUCAAAUAUAGUUUCUACACAGUUCGUAUUCUUUUGGUCUCCCAAAGAGCUGGACGAUGUUUCCAGCUACUUAACGAGCAUAUGCGUUGCAUUAUCAAGUAGGUCAAGCUCAUAACUUGUUGUAAUAACAACUAUUGCUAAUUGGUGUCCUCAAAUUCUUGGGAUUAUAUUGUAAAUUACCGUAAAUGCAAUGGCUUUUAGAACCGAUUGGUGACUCUGAUUAAAGUCAAGAAUUAAUGAGCAAGCUGUGAGCGGACUGCUGCAGAGAUGACUGUCAUAAGCACAUACUAACAUACCAUUACAACACAUACUAGCAUUAUACACAAACAUACACACCUUAGUACAUUAUUCAGAAUAAUUUCAAAUAUGCCAGAUACCGAAGCCAAUCAAUUACGUUGAGCAAUUUUGACGCGAGACAAUAAACAGUUCAGCUAUUCAUAGUAGCAUAACAUGAAUAAGCAUGUGUGGGUAUGUAUGUGUCACUAUUCUCGCGGGAAAUGCAUUUUACGCGAAUAAAGGACAAUGCAUUAUUAGAAUCUAGUUAUGAAUUUGACAGUUUACGUUUGAGGGUGUCAAGCAGUUAGUGUAGGGAGAACUCUUGUGAUGUCUUGGCGAAACAAAGCAAUCGGUUCAAGAAAGUCAAAACGCGUACAGUGGAGAGAAAUUACAUAUUUAAUUAAUUAAACAAAUUUAACACGUGUGCACGCAAAUAUUAAAUUGAAUAUUUCUUGCAGUUUCGCGCAAACUGUCAGAUGAUCUUCUGGAGAACAAAAAAUUUUGCUGUCCAAAUUUCAAAAAAAAAAUUC